This is a messenger RNA of Trichogramma pretiosum, 1884 nucleotides long. RefSeq names its product cystinosin homolog (gene Ctns). NCBI's taxonomy places the organism in Eukaryota, Metazoa, Arthropoda, Insecta, Hymenoptera, Trichogrammatidae. The transcript is spliced from 9 exons. Gene Ontology annotation, biological process: L-cystine transport. The record is from RefSeq and is a predicted model, not a curated record. Gene Ontology annotation, cellular component: lysosomal membrane. Gene Ontology annotation, molecular function: L-cystine transmembrane transporter activity. Bases 103 to 1221 code for a protein of 372 amino acids.
GGACAGUCGAGCGUCGUGUUUCUAGUUAUAAAAUAGUUUUGAAAACACAAAAAGAAACCAAGUUCAAUGAAGAGGAGAAGACGAUAAAGACCAAUUUACAAAAUGAAUAUUAAAAUUUCUUCUUUCUGGAUUAUAUUCCUAUUAGUUGUAACCGGUGUGAAAACCGAAUUCAAAGUAGCAAAUCAAGAAAAAGAUUUGCGAAUUCUUCUGCAUGACAAGAAGAGCUUUAACCUUUAUUCUACAGAUAAAAAUCGCUCGCAAGAUUAUUCAGUGUCGUUUUAUGCGCUGAAUAAUGAUAUCGCGAAAACAGAACCGGAUGUAUUCGUAGCUGGUAAAAAUCAAAAUAAUUGGACAAUUACAGUCAUUGGCACCAACCCUGGUUCUUCCGUAAUCAGUGCCAAUAUAACUGAGCUUCAAGAAUCAGAUUUUUCUGAUGCAUUUGUUCGUGUGACCGUGGAACGAUCGACUACUUUGUACCAUAUAAGCCAAGUAGUAGGAUGGGUAUAUUUUUUGGCAUGGAGCGUGAGCUUUUAUCCGCAAAUUUACACCAAUUACAAAAGGAAAAGUGUCGAAGGUCUGAACUUCGACUUUUUAUCAUUAAACAUUGUCGGUUUUAUCAUGUACGCUUUGUUCAAUUGCGGACUUUAUUGGAUACCACAAAUUGAGCAAGAGUAUUUCGCGAGGUAUCCAAAAGGAUUGAACCCUGUUCAAAUCAAUGAUAUCUUCUUUGCAUUACAUGCUACAUUUGCUACUUUAAUAACAAUAUUCCAAUGCUUCAUAUAUGAGACUGGUAACCAAAGAGUGUCUUCAACAGCUCGUAUCAUUCAUGGGAUAUUUACAAUAUUUAUAGUUGCUUCAAUGAUUCUGGCUAUUUUGAAUCAGAUUUGUUGGCUUGACUUUUUAUAUUACUGCAGUUAUGUAAAAUUAUCAAUCACACUCAUUAAAUAUGUACCACAAGCUUUUUACAACUACAAGCGUAAGUCAACUGUUGGAUGGAGCAUUGGUAAUAUAUUUUUAGACUUUACUGGAGGUAUCCUGUCCAUGCUACAGAUGAUUCUUAACGCCUAUAACUAUGAUGAUUGGAAAAGUCUUUUUGGAGAUCCUACCAAAUUUGGUCUAGGAUUUUUCUCAGUAGCAUUUGACGUAUUCUUCUUAGUACAACAUUAUAUUUUAUACAGGAAUGGGAAUGAAAAAGUGAUCAAUCUCACAGGCAGCAUAUAAGCAGUGGAAGGAGCAGUUUUAAGAUUGCAUCAUCAGGGAUGAUAAAUUAAUGCUUUUUUGAAAAGCUUGCGUACUUAAAAAAAAUUCAUUUUCUGUUUUGAUAGAAAAUGUAAUUUCAUUAAAUACUUGCAAAGUAUUACUCAUACUCAUUCAAAGAAAGGGUAUUGGUCUUGAGAUAUUUGAGAUGACCAAGUUGGAGAAUAAUAAAACUAAAGUCAGAGAAAACUAGUUCCAUUAAAUUUAUUUGGAACAUACAGAAAAAUCCUGCAGCGAUUUUUCUAACUACAAUUGCUUGUAAAUUAUUGGUUAACUUUCUUUAAUUAUGUAGGUUUGUUAAAUAAAUAAUCAGAGUAGAAAUGUUAAUAAUAGUGUUAAAUUUAAAGUAUUUUACAUAAAAUAAUAUUGAAUUUGUAAAUAUAAAUAGUAACUUGUUUGAGAUUAUAGUCUUGAAAUAAUACUCUAACUUGAUGAUCAAAAUAUCAUUACAUUUUUACAAUGAUUAAAGAAAUGAAGAUUAUAUAGUUGUUAACCAAGCAUUUUUAUAAAGUGGAUAUCAUUAAUUUUGAUUAGAAAAUAAACAAUUGCAGUUUAAACUGCAUGAGCUAUUAGAAAAAUAAAGUUUUAUAAAAAAUGUUGCCUUCUUCAAAUGAAUAAUUUAAAAAA